AUGUCCGACGAAACACCAGCGACCCCACCCUCAACUGCUUUGUAUCCUAUUCUGGUAACACCGCCAGAAUCGGGAAAUUCUAUCGAGAACCCCAUACUUAUAUCCGAUUCUGAUGAAUCGGAUGCCUCGGAUACGGAGGCGCUUCGUGGAUUUGUUCGUCAGCUAUCCGACAAUACGGACGACACGCCUCAUAGGCUUCUCGAAUUACCAGUGGAUGCUCCAAAUGGCGGUGCUUCUCCAGAAAGCUGUGGCACCGGACGAUGUCUCGAAGGUACUCCGUCGGCCUCUGUGCGACCAAUGCCGAUUUGGACGCUAGAAACCAAAAUCAAGGAGGUUAUCCUGAAGACCGCGGAAGCAGAAGGACAAAGGCGAGGAUAUGCCUAUCUAUUCGCGGAUCCGAGCGAUGAGGCGGGAUAUUUCAAACUGGGGAAAUCUGAAAAUCCAGGGGAGCGCGAAAAAGUGCAUCAAAGUAAAUGCAAACAUCCCAACUUCACAGUGCUCGAUAUGCUGCCCCGGGGGCAGUCAGUUCCUUGGUACGGUCGUUUGGAAUCGCUGGCGCACGCUGAACUCGCCAAUGUGAAGUAUUUAUUCGAUUGCUCUUGCGGUACGCCCCACAGAGAAUACUUUACUGGAAGAGUGAAGGAGGCCUUAGAAAUCCUCAACUGCUGGUCCGACUGGCUGCAGGGCAACCCAUAUGACGAGGACCUCCAACUUUCUCCUUUCUGGAAAGAUAGACUUCGUCUUCUUGGAGGGAAAGCAUUUAGACAUCCCAGGUGCCCUAGUACUCAAUGUCGCUCCGCCAGGGACAUUGGUUCCAGCUCAUGUCAAGCAUGUCUCCGGCUACGCUUGAAAGCAUGGACGCAGGUGACAGACUUUGAUUAUUUCGAGUACGAAUGUCACAUGAGGAUUCGCUGGGAGUUUCUCCGUCAAGUCAUGUCCUUGAUGUGGCUGGCCCUUGGGAAUCGCACUUUAAUUCUCGUUGACGUCUGCGAGAGAAUGAAACGCCUAACCGCUUUCUUGUGGGCCCCGACGACUCUCUUGCAUUUGCUUUUGUUGUUAAUGCUCCAGCUCUGGCUCUCGAGCAACGCUCCUUGGGAAUCCAUUCUGUACUAUGCCAUGCCUUGCUUUUUUGCCCAUUGGAGGAUCACGAGCGAAUUGAGCGACACUCUAAAAGCCCAAACCAUUCCCCAGUCACCGCGCAAGAAGGCUACCAGGAGAGCUUCGAAUUCGCCAGGACACAAGAUCCUCACCGAAAUAGUCAGUGAAAGAGAGAUGCCGGAUGAACACGAACCUCCCUCUAAGAAGCGCUCGGUCAGCAUUCACGGAGCGAACGAUAUCUCAAAUACUCCCAGAGGCCAUCAAAGUGCCCCUAAUCUCCCUGAAAUGUCUGAAAUACCGAACCACAACGGCCCCAAACCGUUCUUGACUCCGGAGCGCGCAAAAAGGACAGUUGGUAAAAGCAGCCCAAAAGCCGGCACGAAACGACGAAAGAGCGAUGUUCGUUGA
This is a messenger RNA of Aspergillus novofumigatus IBT 16806, 1506 nucleotides long. Its product is annotated as GIY-YIG nuclease family protein. The transcript is spliced from 2 exons. Lineage: Eukaryota; Fungi; Ascomycota; Eurotiomycetes; Eurotiales; Aspergillaceae. The record is from RefSeq and is a predicted model, not a curated record. Bases 1 to 1506 code for a protein of 501 amino acids.